ACAACAUCCCCUUUGACAACUGCAGCUCCUACUACAACAACUGUAGCUGCUUCCACAACCACUACUGCAUUACCUAUUGCAACCACGACUGCAGCUUCUUCCACAACCACUACUGAGGCCCUUACUGCAACCACAACUGAAGGUUCUUCUACAACUGCAGCCCUUACUGGAACCACAACUGAAGCUUCUUCUAAAACAACUACAGCACCUACGACAACCACAACAAUCUCCCCUUCGACAACUGUAGCUCCAACAACGCCAAUCACAACCGAAGCUUCUUCUACAACAACUACUGCAACCCUUACUGGAACCACAACUGAAGCUUCUUCUAAAACAACUAUAGCACCUACGACAACAUCCCCUUCGACAACUGCAGCUCCUACUACAACAACUGUAGCUGCUUCCACAACCACUACUGCAUUACCUAUUGCAACCACGACUGCAGCUUCUUCCACAACCACUACUGAGGCCCUUACUGCAACCACAACUGAAGGUUCUUCUACAACAACUACUGCAGCCUCUUCUAAAACAACUAUAGCACCUACGACAACAUCCCCUUUGACAACUGCAGCUCCUACAACAACAACUGAAGCUGCUUCCACAAGCACUACUUCAGCCCCUACUGCAACCACAGCUGAAGCUUAUUCUACAACAACUACUGCAGCCCUUACUGGAACCACAACUGAAGCUUCUUCUAAAACAACUACAGCACCUACGACAACCACAACAAUCUCCCCUUCGACAACUGUAGCUCCAACAACGCCAAUCACAACCGAAGGUCCUACUACCAUUUUAACUCCUACGACAACCACAACUGUAGCACCUACGACAAAGACAACAACAUCCUUUUCGACAACUGCAGCUCCAACAACUGUAGUUCCUACAACGCCAAUCAAAACUGCAGGACCUACUACCAUUGUAAGUCCUACGACAAACACAAAUGUAGCUCCUACAGCAACCACAACAGCAGCUAGUACAACAAAUGUAGCUCCAACGAUCACUACAACUGCAGCAGCACCAACUGUAGCUGCAUCCACAACCACUACUGCAGCCCCUAUGGCAACAACAACUCUAGCUACAAUAGCAAGCACAACAGUAGCUGCUACGACAACCACUGCCGCUUCUAUAAAAUCUACAACAAGCGCAACAGUAACCCCUACGGCAACAACUACAGCUUCUUCUACGACAAAAAUUGUAGAUCCUGCGACCACCACAAAUGAUGCAGCUACUACAAGAACCACAGCUCCUACAACUCCAACUGUAGCUUCUUCCACAAGGACAAGUGCAGCCCCUACUGCAACCACAACAGAAGCUUCUUCUACAACAGCCUACUACAACAACCACAGCUCCUACAACUCCAACUGUAGCUUCUUCCACAAGGACAAGUGCAGCCCCUACUGCAACCACAACAGAAGCUUCUUCUACAACAGCUGUAGAAACUACGACGACCACAACAACAUCCCCUACGACAACUGCAGCUCCUACUACAACCACCGGAGCUCCUACGGCCACUUCAACAGCAGCAGCUCUUACAACAACAACUGA
Oncorhynchus mykiss (rainbow trout) is the source of this 1545-nucleotide messenger RNA. The record is from RefSeq and is a predicted model, not a curated record. Lineage: Eukaryota; Metazoa; Chordata; Actinopteri; Salmoniformes; Salmonidae.